This is a messenger RNA of Gossypium arboreum, 2069 nucleotides long. Its product is annotated as pectinesterase 3-like. Gene Ontology annotation, biological process: cell wall modification. Gene Ontology annotation, molecular function: pectinesterase inhibitor activity; pectinesterase activity. The transcript has 2 exons. NCBI's taxonomy places the organism in Eukaryota, Viridiplantae, Streptophyta, Magnoliopsida, Malvales, Malvaceae. The record is from RefSeq and is a predicted model, not a curated record. Bases 166 to 1926 code for a protein of 586 amino acids.
AACUUGCAAGGAUUUUAUAAUUUAAUUACUUGUUACGAUGAAACAAUAAAUCAUAAUUAAACAAAAACCCAAAACAGCUUCCCCCAAUCCAUUUCUCUCCUCUCCUCGACUCUCAAACCCUAUAGAACCUCCCCCAAACAGGCAAAGUGGGAUUCAUGAAAUUAGAUGGAUUCAAUCAAUUCAUUCAAGGGGUAUGGUAAAGUUGACGAAGUGGAAGAACUAGCUUUCAGGCGAAAGAAACGAAGGCGUCUCAUCACCCUUAUCAUCCUCAUUCUCCUCCUUUUAACACUCAUCACUGCCACCGUCGUUGGGAUUUUUUUACACAAGCGAAGCUCCUCCUCCCCCAACACUCUUCCCCCGCCUGUGUUGACUCCAGCCGCUUCACUCAAAGCUGUUUGUAGUGUGACUCAGUACCCGGCUUCCUGCUUCUCCAGCAUAUCUUCCAUUGCUUCCUCGAAUACUACCGACCCAGAACUCCUCUUCAAGCUGUCUUUGAAAGUAGCCAUCGAUGAGCUCUCCAGGUUGUCUCACUAUCCCACCAAGCUCAAAGCUGAAACUAAUGAUAUCCAACUGAAAUCCGCUUUACAAGUAUGUGAAACUAUGUUCGACGACGCCUUGGAUCGAUUGAAUAAUUCAGCAACUUCCCUUGAAGUUGGAGAAGGGGAGAAGUUGUUGUCAGAUUCCAAGAUCGGCGACUUGAAGACUUGGCUAAGUACUGCUAUAACUGACCAGGAAACAUGUUUAGACUCCCUGGAUGAGUUAAACGCCACAAAGCACUUCAACGCCACAGUUGUUGAAGAAAUGAAAGCUGCCAUGCAAAACUCAACUGAAUAUGCCAGCAACAGUUUGGCUAUAGUUGCCAGAAUCUUAGGUUUAUUGACUGAUUUAAAUAUUCGUAUUCAUAGGAGGUUGCUUGGGUUAGAGAAAGCAGGUUCGGAGUUCCCGGCUUGGGUUAGUCCCACUGAAAGGAGACUAUUGCAGGAAUCCAAGCCUACCCCCAAUGUUAUUGUGGCUCAAGAUGGUUCUGGGAAUGUCUUGACCAUUAAUGAUGCGGUGAAAUUGGUAGGAAAAAAGAAUGAAUCAAGGUUCGUUAUAUAUGUGAAGGAAGGCAAGUAUGUUGAGAAUGUGAUUCUUGAUAAACACAUGUGGAAUGUGAUGAUUUACGGUGAUGGCAAAACAAAGACUUUAAUUUCCGGCAGCCACAACUUUGUUGAUGGAACUCCCACAUUUGCUACAGCUACUUUCGCUGUGGCAGGAAAAGGAUUCAUUGCAAAGAGCAUUGGGUUCAUUAACACAGCUGGUGCAGCAAAGCACCAAGCAGUGGCUAUGCGGUCUGGUUCUGAUCGCUCCGUAUUCUACCGCUGUGCAUUUGAUGCCUACCAGGACACUCUCUAUGCCCAUUCCAAUCGUCAGUUUUACCGGGAAUGUGACAUUUUGGGCACAAUUGACUUCAUUUUUGGGAAUGCAGCAGUUGUUUUCCAAAGUUGCAACAUCCUGCCAAGGCAACCUUUGGCUAACCAGUUCAAUACCAUCACAGCUCAAGGCAAAAAAGACCCUAACCAAAACACUGGCAUUUGUAUCCAGAAAUGCUCAAUAACUGCAUUUGGCAACCUUACUGCUAAAACCUACCUUGGCAGGCCCUGGAAAGAAUUCUCCACUACUGUUAUCAUGCAGUCAAAGAUUGGGGCGCUCUUGGACCCAGUGGGCUGGAAAGGAUGGGUUGCCAAUGUUGACCCACCUAUCUCAAUCUUCUAUGCAGAAUAUCAGAACAGUGGACCUGGAUCAAACGUGGAUAAUAGGGUGAAAUGGGCUGGUUACAGGUCCACUCUCUCAGACAUUGAUGCUGGGAAGUUCACGGUGGAAACGUUUAUACAAGGCCAUGAUUGGCUUCCUAAUGCCACUGUCUCCUAUGAACCUGCUUUAUAAUCCGAUAGCUGACCCCAACUUAGGGUUGAGAUAUGUUCAAAGCUCAAACUGAUAUAAUGUUUUUUUUCUUUUUUCUGACAUUAAAAUUUGUUUGUGGAACCAUAUAAAUGUACCAUAUAUAAUUCAAAUGUAUUAAAGCUCAA